Messenger RNA from Leucoraja erinaceus (little skate), 1137 nucleotides. RefSeq names its product leucine zipper transcription factor-like 1 (gene lztfl1). The transcript is spliced from 10 exons. Bases 114 to 1013 code for a protein of 299 amino acids. Gene Ontology annotation, biological process: negative regulation of protein localization to cilium. NCBI's taxonomy places the organism in Eukaryota, Metazoa, Chordata, Chondrichthyes, Rajiformes, Rajidae. The record is from RefSeq and is a predicted model, not a curated record. Gene Ontology annotation, cellular component: cytoplasm.
GGGGGGGGGGGGGGGGGGGGGGUUGACGUGCGGCGUUGCCGUGGUGAUGAGUGUGUGGUGCCGGGGCCUGUGUGAGCGGCGGCGGCGGCGGAGAGGGGUCGUCUCUGUCCGACAUGGCUGAGUUGGGAUUAAAUGAACACCAUCAGAGCGCUGUCAUCAGCUACAUGCGCUUUGCUCGUUCCAAAAGAGCACUGAGACUGAAAACUGUAGAUUCUUGUUUUCAAGAUCUGAAGGACAGCAGGCUGACUGAAGACACAUUCACUGUGGACGAAGUGACAGAUAUUCUGGAUGGGCUGAAGGUGGUGGUGCACAGUGAGGUGGAGUCGGAGCUCAUCAACACCACAUACACUAACGUGCUGUUCCUGCGCCAGCUGUUCUGCCAGGCGGAGAAAUGGUACUUGAAGUUGCAGACCGACAUUUCCGAUCUGGAAAACAGGGAACUCUUAGAACAAGUUGCAGAAUUUGAAAAGGCAGAAUUUACUACAGCAGGCAAAAAAGCAAGCACAGAAAUCAGCAAACUGAAACUUGCUCCAUUGAAUGAAGGAGGCGUUUCUGAACUCUUGAGCAAGGAGAUCACACGACUCCAAGAGGAGAACGAUAAGCUGAAGGCAAGACUAAAAACUAUCGAAACACAGGCCACAAAUGCAUUGGAUGAAAAGUUCAAAUUAGAGCGAGUUCUUAAGGAUUUAGAAAAAGCCCAAGGGGACCAAGAGCCCAAAUUAAAAAUGCAGGAGGUGUCAGACCUGGAGACAUCACUGGCGAAACUGAGGGCGGAUUUUGAGAAGAGUCUGAACAUGAGCAGUGAGAACCAGAAGAGUUUAGAGGACAAUCUCAUUUCCACCAAACACGAUCUGCUCAAAGUACAAGAAGAUCUCCUGCUGGCCGAGAAGGAACUGGAGAAAAAGUUCCAAGAAACUGCCGCUUACCGCAAUAUGAAAGAAUUAUUAACGAAAAAGAACGAGCAAGUGAAGGAACUGCGUAAACGCCUCUCACAGUAUGAAGCAGGGGACUAAAGUUGGACUCUUGUCAAGGUGCUUCAGAAAAUCAUUUUACUUCUUUGCCGUGUUUGGGAGAUUUUAUUUAGAACUGUUUCUUUUAAUGUUUUUGCUUUAAAUUAAAAAAAAAUUCUGUGACAUU